AUGGUGGGCACAUUGGUCAACUGCUCUGCCUACUACAGUGUGUCUGCUGCCAAGGCUGAGCUUCUGAACAAAAUCAAAGAUAUGCCAGAGGAGGUGGCUGAGGAAGAGGAGCAGAUGGAUGUCAAUGAAAAAAAGGCUGAGCUUAUUGAAAGCCUCACCCACAAGCUGGAGACACUCCAGGAAGCCAAGGGGAGUCUGCUCAUGGACAUCAAGCUUAAUAAUGCCUUGGGAGAAGAGGUGGAGGCUGUGAUCAGUGAGCUCUGCAAGCCCAAUGAGUUUGACAAGUACAAGAUGUUCAUAGGGGACCUGGACAAGGUGGUGAACCUGCUGCUCUCCCUCUCGGGGCGCCUGGCCCGUGUAGAGAACGUCCUUAGCGGCCUUGGUGAAGACGCUAGUAAUGAAGAAAGGAGCUCUCUGAACGAGAAAAGGAAGAUGCUGGCUGGGCAGCACGAGGAUGCCCGGGAGCUCAAGGAGAACCUCGAUCGCAGGGAGCUAGUGGUGCUGGACAUCCUGGCCAAUUACCUCUCGGAGGAGCAACUCCAGGAUUACCAACACUUCGUGAAAAUGAAGUCGACACUCAUCAUCGAGCAGCGCAAGCUGGACGACAAGAUAAAACUGGUCCAAGAGCAGGUCAAGUGUCUGCUGGAGAGUCUGCCCUCAGACUUCACUCCCAAGACUGGGGCCCUGGCUCUGCCUCCAGACCUCACCAGCGAAACGACUCCUGUUGGGGGAUGUACUUUCAGUGGCAUUUUUCCAACAUUAACCUCUCCAAAAAUACCCCACCAAAAGAUCCCGGCUUCUCUCAACACUAUUUAA
This is a messenger RNA of Marmota flaviventris (yellow-bellied marmot), 816 nucleotides long. The record is from RefSeq and is a predicted model, not a curated record. NCBI's taxonomy places the organism in Eukaryota, Metazoa, Chordata, Mammalia, Rodentia, Sciuridae.